AGACCUAGAUUAGCCAUAUUCAUAGGCUUUCCUCGCACACACGCCCACUCCUCCUCCUCCUCUUCCUCCUCCUCCUCCUCUUCCUCAGUGUCUUCUCUCAGGUCCACUGCUCUGUCUCUUUUUAACCCCUGCGAGCAGCCGACGCGCACUCAUCGCCUGUUUUCUCGGGACAAACAGACCGGGGACUUUUAACUCUUCACUCCACUUAACCGGUGCGUGUGUGCGUGUGUGUGCUCCUGUUCUUCAGUGCAUCGGCCAGACAGACAGACAGAUGGAGGACUACCACAAACCAGACCAGCAGACGGUGCAGGCGCUCAGGAACAUCGCCACCCGGCUCCGGAUCAACUCCAUCAAGGCGACAACCGCAGCAGGCAGCGGUCAUCCAACAUCAUGCUGCAGCGUGGCAGAGAUCAUGUCUGUUCUAUUCUUUCAUACCAUGAAGUACCGACCUGAGGACCCUCGUAACGCCAACAAUGACCGAUUUAUUUUGUCAAAGGGUCAUGCGGCCCCAGUGCUGUACGCCGUGUGGGCGGAGACGGGAUACCUGAAGGAGAACGAGCUCCUCAACCUCCGCAAGGUCGACUCCAUCCUGGAGGGACAUCCUGUGCCGAAGCAGCAGUUUGUGGAUGUGGCCACUGGGUCUCUGGGUCAGGGUCUGGGAGCUGCCUGUGGGAUGGCCUACACUGGAAAGUACUUUGACAAGGCCAGUUAUCGGGUCUACUGCCUCCUGGGUGAUGGAGAGCUGUCGGAGGGCUCCGUGUGGGAGGCCAUGGCCUUCGCCUCCUACUACCAGCUGGACAACCUGGUGGCCAUCUUGGACAUCAACCGCCUCGGCCAGAGCGACCCAGCGCCGCUUCAGCACCACGUGGAGAAGUACCAGCGACGUUGUGAGGCCUUUGGCUGGCAUGCCAUCAUCGUCGAUGGCCACAGCGUAGAGGAGCUCUGUAAAGUACUGAGUCAGCCUCGUCACCAGCCACUCGCCAUCAUCGCUAAGACCAUCAAGGGGAAGGGGAUCCCAGCUGCUGAGGAUAAGAUGGGCUGGCACGGUAAACCUCUGCCCAAAGACAUGGCUGAAGGUGUGAUCAAGGAGCUGCAGAACCGCAUCAUCAACUGCAACAAGCGUCUUUAUCCCGCUCAGCCCAACGAAGACGCGUCUCCUAUCAGCCUGCGUAACAUCCGCAUGCCGAGUGCACCCAACUACAAACCAGGAGACAAGAUUGCUACGAGGAAGGCGUACGGUGUGGCUCUGGCCAAACUGGGCCGCUACAACGAGCAUGUGGUGGCUCUGGAUGGAGACACGAAGAACUCCACCUUCUCUGAGCUCUUUAAGAACGAACACCCCAACCGCUACGUGGAGUGUUACAUCGCAGAGCAGAACAUGGUCAGCGUGGCGAUAGGUUGUGCCGUGCGGGAUCGUAACGUGGUGUUUGCCAGCACCUUCGCCACAUUCUUCAGCAGGGCUUACGACCAGCUGCGCAUGGCCGCCAUCUCUGAGAGCAACAUCAACCUGUGUGGCUCCCACUGUGGAGUCUCCAUUGGUGAGGAUGGUCCUUCCCAGAUGGGUCUGGAGGAUCUGGCCAUGUUCAGAGCCAUCCCCACAGCCACUGUCUUCUACCCCAGUGACGGUGUCUCCACUGAGAAAGCUGUGGAACUGGCAGCCAACACAAAGGGUUUGUGUUUCAUCCGAACAAGCCGCCCAGAAAACAACAUCAUCUUCAACUCCAAUGAAGACUUCCAUGUUGGUCAGGCUAAGGUCGUGUAUAAAACCAAUGACGACCAUGUGACGGUGGUUGGUGCAGGAGUGACCCUCCAUGAGGCUCUGGCUGCUGCUGAACAGCUGAAGAAAGAGAGAAUUAACAUCCGUGUGAUCGACCCCUUCACCAUCAAGCCCCUGGACUCCAAAACCAUCAUCGAGAACGCCAGGGCGACCAGAGGGCGCAUCAUCACAGUGGAGGACCACUACUAUGAAGGUGGUCUGGGUGAGGCAGUGUGUUCAGCGGUAGUGAAUGAAACCGGCUUCAACGUCCACCGCCUGGCCGUGUCCCAGGUGCCCCGCAGUGGUAAGCCCCAUGAGCUGCUCCGAAUCUUCGGCAUCGACCGCGACGCCAUCGCCCAGGCGGUCCGCAAGAUGCUCAGCAGCUCUGCCAAUGCCAAGUAAGCAAGCUGCAGCAGCAAAACGGUCCAAAAAAAAUAAAUAAAACGGAGCCCAUGGUCAACUGGCUAUCACCAUGGAGACGAUAAACAAAUAAACCAACACGAAGGCGGGGGAAGCACUUUUGGCCCACUUGCACUCUUCCUCUCUAAAACGAUGAAUUGGAAAAAGGAAAAUGUUUUUUCUCUUACUGUCAUUGAUGUGGUUUUGACACCCCCACCCCAGAUUUUGACCCCUUCAGUUUGUGAGUUCAGUAAACACCCCCUUACCUCCACACACUUCCACCCCCCUGACCCUUUUCCUACCUCUCAGAGAAGUUCUGGUACUGCUGUAGUGUUUUCAGUAAAAGCAGUGAACGUGGUUUGGAGUAAAGUGAAGUCUUUUUAUAAUUUGUGUGGAACCUUUCUCACGUCUUUGGCGCAGCGUUUCCUGCGUCUGCACUCAGUAAAACUUUGUAAAUCCCACCCACUAGAGCCAGCAGGGUGUGGAGAAACUCUGGUUUGGUCUGUUUGAGCACUGACUGUUUUUAACCUUUUAAACCUGACUUGGAUGGGACUGCUUCACAACAAUAAAGGGAUGGUUUCUUCACAA
Messenger RNA from Sphaeramia orbicularis (orbiculate cardinalfish), 2743 nucleotides. RefSeq names its product transketolase. Gene Ontology annotation, cellular component: endoplasmic reticulum membrane; extracellular exosome. Lineage: Eukaryota; Metazoa; Chordata; Actinopteri; Kurtiformes; Apogonidae. Gene Ontology annotation, biological process: pentose-phosphate shunt, non-oxidative branch. The transcript has 14 exons. The record is from RefSeq and is a predicted model, not a curated record. The coding region runs from base 272 to 2158 and encodes 628 amino acids. Gene Ontology annotation, molecular function: transketolase activity; thiamine pyrophosphate binding.